AUGUCAGCUUUUAAGCCACACGGAGAGUUCACUGUUGAAGGUUCAUCCGUCCAGGUGAAUCAACAUAAGGUUGACUUCGUGGACGAUGACGUGGUGGAGAUAAGAUUCUCUGUUGUGCUCUGCAGACGUCCUACGUUCUAUUGGAUGGUCAUGACAUGGCAUGAUAUGCUGCUCUCCUGGAACGCCAGCCAAUAUGGAGAUCUCGACUUCAUUACGGUGCCACAGACGAAGAUCUGGCUCCCCGACUACGUCAUUGACAAUGACGUUUCUGCGAAAAGAUUCUUGGGAAACUCGGACACUCUCGUAUUUAUUAGGAGCAGCGGAUUGGUCACUUGGGAACCAGGGAUGGUUAGUGAAACAAGCUGCAAAAUUGACACCAGAAAGUAUCCCUUUGACACCCAGACCUGUUCCUUUGACUUUCUUCCCUGGAUGACAACAAGCAGGUUUUUGAACACUACAGUUUCAUCCAACAAGAUCCGAAUGUCAGGUUUCAUGCCACAUGGAGAGUUCACAAUAGCAGGGUCAUCAGUUGCGUUGGCUCGCUUUCCGACAACAUUUUCAGACGAUGAUUUGGUGGGGAUAAGCUUCUCUAUUGUGCUCAGCAGACGUCCGGCAUUCUAUUGGAUGAUCAUGGUAUUUCCAAUGGUGACAUUUCCACUGCUGAGUCCAAUCAGCUUCCUCGUACCUGUAGAGUGUGGGGAGAAGAUAACUCUGUCAAUCACCGUGUUGUUGUCCUACUUGGUAUUCAUUGGGUCACUGAAUGACGCGAUGCCAAAGUUGUCCGAUACAGUCUCUUUGAUGGUAAUAUAUGCCUCCUUACAAACAACUGUCAGCAUCCUCAUAGUCGUCGCCAAUGGAAUCAUCAUAUGUGUUCACAAACUGCCCUCAGACUUUCAAGUCACAUUUCCCAAGUUUCCCAAGAUGUCCCAAAUGCUUGUGGCAAUAGGGGAACAGAAGAAGUACCUGCCCAAAGGAGAGUCCCUUCAAAGUGUUACGGGUAACUCAGUGGGGUUGUGUCCAGAUGACCAAACACCAGAUGGGGCGUUUGAAGUAGAAAAGAAUGCUGUGUCCAGACGUGACAAUUGGAUUCUAUUUGCUCGUAGACUCGAUAAGAUUUGUUUCUCAUGCUUCUUGUGUCUUACUAUAUUGGUGUCAGUUAUAUUCGGGAUUCUUAUUUCCCAAUGAGUGGGUGAAUGAGUAAAUGCUGGUUAAGACUGUAAUCUGCAAUACCCCGUCUUUGUCAUAGUGGUCUAUACAAAUAAUGGAGCCUGGGCCUUGCCAACCAGUGUUCGAUAUCCACAAGUACUGGUCAGAAGCCAUUUUUGUAUGCCACUGGGUUGAUAUCAUGGGGAAUGGUCAACGGUGAAGACGUACGAAGUCACAAAAUCAGAAGGAUAUUCGAACACUGACAAGCUUUUAAGGUACCUAAUUAUCAUUGCAAAAUGAUUGAUAAACUCGUGUGGAUUCUGGGUUAGGAAA
Messenger RNA from Haliotis rufescens (red abalone), 1479 nucleotides. RefSeq names its product neuronal acetylcholine receptor subunit alpha-10-like. The record is from RefSeq and is a predicted model, not a curated record. Bases 1 to 1185 code for a protein of 394 amino acids. Lineage: Eukaryota; Metazoa; Mollusca; Gastropoda; Lepetellida; Haliotidae. The transcript has 4 exons. Gene Ontology annotation, molecular function: transmembrane signaling receptor activity; neurotransmitter receptor activity; extracellular ligand-gated monoatomic ion channel activity. Gene Ontology annotation, cellular component: neuron projection; membrane; synapse. Gene Ontology annotation, biological process: nervous system process; chemical synaptic transmission; regulation of membrane potential.